AUGGAGGAUUCUUUUACUUUGGUCCUUAAUGAAAAUCGCAUAAACGUAGAUAAAGGGAAGCUUGCGAGUAAAAGCCUCUAUUUUGCGGCACUUUUCUCGCAUAAUUUUAGCGAUUCGUCUAGCAAGGAACACAUUAUUAAUUAUGACAUUGAUUUAUGGACUUUGCAGAGUUUUGUCAAUUGGAUUCACGAUGACGAUCAUCUUUUUAAUAUAAAUUGUCAUUCUAGAAAAGGUUCUAUGAUACAGUUUUUGAAGAAUAAUUUUGUAGAAUUACUAAAUUUGUUACAAUUGAGCACAUUAUUUGUGGUUGGAGAAUUAACAAAUGAAAUUGUAGAGAUAAUAGUAUUACAUUGGCUGUCACCAGAGAAAGUAAUCGAUAUAUGGGUAUUGUCACAAAAAUUGGGCAUAAAAGUAUUACAAGAUAUUUGUCUGUCUGUUUGUUUAGACCGUUUUAAAGCACUACCUGCAUUUGCACUCAUGAAACUGAGCAAUGAUAAUAUCAUUCAACUACUAGAAAGUGUCAAUAUAACAUUUAGGGUAGGGCGUAUGUAUGAUGCAAUGACAUCGAAACAUUUAAGCGUGAAUGUUGUACAAGAGAGGCAACCCAAGUUUAUACAAGGUACAAUCGUCUAUGAAAAGUACCCAGAUGCCACCAAGGUAGCACACUUAUACACUUGGGAUGGUAGUACUUUAUCUAAACAUGUGCAAUUAAAAACUAUACAAGAGUCAAGAAAACAUUUCAUUGGAAUGCAGGUUGCUAGUAGAGGGUACAGUGUAUAUGUAAUUGGAGGAGAAAUGGGAUUAGGAUCUGGAAUCUUUAAUGAUAUUAUCUGGCGUUAUUGCCUUUUAUCCAAGAAGUGGUACUUUCAAGACAAAUUGCCAAUGUCAAGGAGGCAUAUGAUUGCUGCAUUUAUAGAAAAUAAAUUGUACAUAGUAGGUGGUUCGGGGAGGCAUAGGCGUUUGUUAAAUCGUGUUGAUAUUCUUGAUAUUCACACAGGUAAGUGGAAAAAAGGCGCGGAUAUUCCUGAAUAUGUAUCGGAUACUCCUCCUCAUUGCGUCCUGAAUGGAAAACUAUUUGUAUUGAGUUCGUACGUUUACAUUUAUUACCCGGAAGACGAUUGUUGGCAGAGCGUAUUUCGAAUUUAUCCUAUCGAUCAUGCAGUGGAUGCGUUUCUCACGCCUGUUUCAAUAUUAUUUUUCACCGGUGAUGAUUCACGCGGAAAGGUACUUUCGAGAAUCGAUGUUGUAAAAGAUUUUGUUUGUCAGGGGGAAGAAUGCCUGAAAGGACAGGUAAAGGACAAUACGAUAACCGAAAUGGAUAUCGUACAUGAGGAUGAUUUUUGUGAAUUGAGGUAUGCGAAGGUCGCUGGUGCCGGUAUAAUGGUAGUAAAUACGAACUGCGAUGAGAAAUAUGAAUAUUUGCGUUUGCAUAGUGAAAAAAGAAAGGAUUUUGAAAAUUGUUUUAUUCCGAAGUUUGGUUGUUUCAAUAUUAUGGAUCCGAAUGCCUUGUACGAUACGGUGUAA
Messenger RNA from Habropoda laboriosa, 1524 nucleotides. RefSeq lists its product as uncharacterized. The coding region runs from base 1 to 1524 and encodes 507 amino acids. Gene Ontology annotation, molecular function: protein binding. Lineage: Eukaryota; Metazoa; Arthropoda; Insecta; Hymenoptera; Apidae. The transcript has 6 exons. The record is from RefSeq and is a predicted model, not a curated record.